AAGCAAUUGGUACUUAUCAUGACCUGAAGUUUUGUUUCAUUGUACAGAAGUCUCGUCAAUGCUCUACUGGAGACUAUGGGUUUUGUUUGAGUAUUUUGCCAUGGCUGCUCUGCUCCUUCGGCGUCGUCGCCCUUGAGGUCGUCCUACGUGGUUGCGGGUGCAAGAUGGGCCAAGAUUCGAAGGGACUUGCGCCGGCUCAGAGGAGACCGGCACAAAAGCAUGCCACAUUCUCAGCGGUCAUUCUGAAUUUAUGGAUUGUUUUUCAUUAGACGUAUCUCCUUCAUAGAGUCCCCUUAACCACAUGGCCACCACGAAGGUGCCUUCAGAAGGACUGAUUGAUGCGAGAAAUACGGACAUUGCUCGAUUUGUCAGUUUCUAAUAGUUGACAUCCACAACGCGGAGCUACUUGGAUGGAAUUGGAACAUCAUUCGCAUUUUUGCCAUCUGAAAACAACUUACUGCUUGACUUUGUUCUAUCUAACCCGACUGGCCGUCUUUGCGACCGGUCUUGACGAAGGGGGUUUCAGUUACGACUAUAACAAGCAUGGUGCGGAUUGGGUCGCUGGGAUGUGCUCUUCAACAGAGCGGCAGUCACCAGUAUCUCUACAAACCGCGGGACUAACGCCGACGGGAAAUCUUCCGUACUCCUAUGUGCCAUUGGAGAACAGCUUUGAGCUCAAAAACAACGGCCACACGCUGUCCGGCGACCUUAUGGGACUGGGGCUUGGAGGCAUUAGCUACGGAAAUGGGUGGUACCUCUAGGCAUAACAACUGGCGUUAUUUGUUUACAAUUCGACACUUGAGCGGUCGGCCAAGAAAGGGAGACUCGCUGGCGCGGAAGCACGGCGCCUGGCAGUGAGCGGGAGGCGCGGCCGGCAGGGCCCUGCUGAGGGUCAACCCAUUGCGGCAUAGACACUUGCCGCGCCCGCCUUUUGCCGAUCGCAUUGCGGCAAUAGGCAAACGCCACCAGGCAGGGGGGCCGGCCACUGAGGGGGGCGCGGCAUGCGUUGGCGAUGGGCUCGCGUACUAUCCUCCCUGAAGUUGCAGCCCUUCCCCGAUCGGAGCACCGCGCAGCCCGCAGAAUUCUAGGUAUGCCCGCCCAGUCAAAUCAUCAUUGCGGCGGCGACACUUGCGAGGCGGUUCCGGUCGAUGUGCUGCGCAAGCGCAUCUUCCUGAGCGGCCGACGCGGUGCGGGGGGACUACGGUCCACGGCUGAUGGCCUGGGGGAUCUCUUUGCGCUCCGCAUGCGCGCGGCCGUGGCUGUCCAGCUACCAGAACGAAAAGGGCGGCACCGUGCUGGCCAUACAUAGCGGAGACUGGCGCGGCGCCGUAUGAACUUGCGGGAGCGACGUGGAACAGCGGAGGGCCAGCACGUAGCCCCGCUCAGUCGAGGGGCCUCGGCGUUUUGCUUUUGGGGCAGCGCGCAUUCUUGCGGCUUGGCGCUGCAGUUGGGACGUGUUGCCACGACCCAAAGAAAGGCAGGAAGCCGGAAGGGGCUCGCCCCUGCAGAGACGGGCACAGGAGAGCGGACGGACAGAAAGGCCGAAGCCAUGGGGGGGCCAAGCGACAAAGCGCGGGCGGCUUUGGCGACUGCUUGGGGCACCAUGGCAAGAAGAAGCAGGAACCGGCGGGGCGCCCGCGGAUGAUGGCGUAAGCGCUGAAGUGCGCACGGAGCUCACGAACACCCUCCAGGCAGAUGGGGGCGCGUUCAUCCUCCACCACUGUGGAGGCCACCAGUCGUGGCUGGGGCUCACGGCUUCCAAGCGGGUGCCUGGCUCUUCUGCCGGGUUUCGGCAUUCGUACGUUCUGCUGUCUCCUUGUCUUGUUGGUUUUUUCUGAGGGUACGGGUAGGCGGCUCUGUGUCCUCUCCUUACGUCUUCAUCUGCAAAAUUGUGUCGCCAGGCUUCUUAGCGUUGUUGGCUUACUAGUUGACGAGGGCCCCUUCCUAAUAGCUUUGCGCGCUACGCUCCUUCUGUUUUUUAUGUAUAUUCGUGCGAAAUACUACUAAUUCUAGCCGCGUUCGAUGAUGAAAAUUCAGCUUUUCUUUGACACAAUGAUUGAUACAACCGAUAACAGGUACAACGUGUUGAGUGUAAAUUUCCAUUCGCCUUCGGAACAUGUGUGGGAUGGGAUGCAGUUUCCGCUUGAGGCCCAUUUAGUUCACAAACGUUCGGAUAGUGAUCAUCUCAUCAUGGUUGCAGUUCCUUUUGGUAAGCCGCUGCCUGCUGAACCAGCGGGAGCAGGAAGCGCACCAGAAUUUCUCCAACGACGACCAGUACCCGCUUUUUUGAGUACAACAAGUUCGGAGCAAAUGAACAGUCGGACAUCAACAUCUUCGUCUUCUGAUGCUACAACAACUAGACGAGGCUCGCAGGCGCCCGCUGCCCCUGCUGGCGCUGCCUCCUUGCCGGCGGCUGGAAGCGAGGCUGGGAGCGGCAAGGCCGCGGCAAAACCGGGACCCAUAUCAGCUUUCGCGUUGAAUGUACCUGAAAUCGUCGGACAGACAGUCUUCGCGUCGCCUCCAAUGGACCUCUCCUUAAGGCUACCAGUAAUGAAAAUCCAUCUCUAUGUCUAGCGGGAUCCCUCUUCCAUAUCCAAGGUAUAGAUUCAACUUCUGAGAGAUCCAAUCUCCACGGGGAUGAGUUAUAAAUAUUUAGGAGCAGCUCUAACCUCCGACUUUUAUGGUGGAGACGGGCAGUUCAUCGAGUAUUCCGGCUCUCUCACGGCCCCCCCAUGCGCGGAGACUGCCACCUGGUUUGUGCGCACCGCACCAGUAGACGGAGACGAGCUGGAGGUACACAAGUUGCAGCAAGCGAUUAAGAGAUGAUUAUUGGACUCAUAUCGAUACGGUCAGUGGACUCGUGACACUUGAUGAAUUUGCGAAAGAGAAGGCCAAAGAACAUCUUCUAUUUAGACUUCUUGCAGGGUUUUUACAACUACUGAGAGAAAUAGAAUAUGGACUCGAAUAGUUGCACCUUAUCGCCUCGUCUUUGGUGGAAUCUUCAGUCUUCGACGUCACUGUUUUCAUCAGUUUUUUUAUGGACAUGCUUUACAUUUUUCUUUCAUUGUAAUCUUGACGAUCACUGGUGGUCACGGUAACAACCGCGCAACGCGGCCGCUGAAUGGGCGGCCGGUGGCUCUACGCGCAGCAGUACGUGAGGAAGUUGCCGCGCAGCCGAGUGUUAGCCCAACUGGUCGUGUUAAGCAGGCUUCUAAAUGAAGAAUCGUCAUCUCUCUUACCAACUGCAUCGACCACCCUUGAAAGGAACCUAAAUGUAUACGUGUUUGUCCCUCAGUGAUCCUAUUCUUUUAUGAGAGCAAGACUUUUGUUGCGCAGUUACUAGGAACAAUAUGGGCCACCUCUAAUGCUCCAGAAGGAGGAUCGGCUGGAGACUCCUCCGACGCGACCGACCCGAAUGCGCCUAGCAAACGGGAGUACCAGGCGCUUAUGUGGGCGAAGGAAGCCAUGGACGAGGCGCGCGUGGCGCGUGACCACGUAUGGCCUGCUUUCUUGAUUUUGCAAGAACUUCCUCAGGUAGUACAUCUUCGUCUAAUUUUCCAUCUUCUUCAGAUAGUACUUACAUUUGCCUCUAUCGUCAGAUACAUAGGAGUACAUCAUCUUGGAGGAGCUCUCCCAGAAGUAAGUAGGUGUAAACACCUCCAUCAGAUGGAUUCGUAUGAGUUCUAAACCAUGCAGCCAAUUUAGACGAAAAGUUGCGUGUUUUGUCGGAAGCGAGAGCCGAUGUGCACACCGCGAUUGGAUCGCAGGCUGGAGCGCUAGCAUCUGCCGCAGCGGGUGCAGCGGCGACUGCGACAGCAGCUGUUAAUGCAGCCACGGGCGGAAAUGUAAACCAGAUCGCCACGCCGUUGGCGCGGUGAUUAUAGCAUAAAUUCUGAAGAAUUACGAAGGUUCAUGUUGUUUUGGGCGGUCAAACUGUUGAGUUCUUGGAAUCACAGAUGAACACAGAGGACGAUAGAACACAUUCGUGGAAUCAGAGCCUCACACAUGCUCGCUGGUUUUUUCCUUGUUUUUUCCAAAAGUGGACACUAGAACAAUGCAAUGCUCCGUCAUCAAGGAGCCAUCACUCCUCC
Amoebophrya sp. A25 is the source of this 4091-nucleotide messenger RNA. The record is from the annotation of a GenBank genome assembly. NCBI's taxonomy places the organism in Eukaryota, Dinophyceae, Syndiniales, Amoebophryaceae.